Messenger RNA from Salmo salar (Atlantic salmon), 4097 nucleotides. Lineage: Eukaryota; Metazoa; Chordata; Actinopteri; Salmoniformes; Salmonidae. The record is from RefSeq and is a predicted model, not a curated record.
UACCAGAGUAACGGUCUGACUAGGCAAUAUUUUUUUAUAGCUAGUUAGGCCUUUGGACCAGGAAAACACAGACAAAUCAACAUGCCAUUUUCAGCAUGAAAUGUCAGUUGACCUAUCCACUCAUUUGUUUCUUUACCUUUGAAUGCACUGAAUGUAGGACUGGCAUUAAGGACGCAUGUGGUUGUGGAUGGAUUGUUUAGCCAAAAUCCUUGGCUUGUUGCAACAAUAAUGGAGAAUAGUGGGCCUCUAAGUGGAUGUCAACUUGCUAACUGACUUCAAUAAAUGUCUCCACAACCAUGAGUGUGUCUAUUUCUCAAUAAAAUAUCAAAGGAAUGCAAAGCACCUUGACUGUGACCGCACGCUAACGAUUUGAAAGCAUGGCAGAGUGGCGGCAAGUUUAUGAGAAUGUAACCAACAACUGGUAUGUCUACUCACCUUUUCCGACUGAUCGCCGAAGGGAUGCCUUCCUCAAUUUUGCUUUCUAGUAAUUGGGUGUAUGUUUCUCGACAAAUGUGACGAAUUGAAGCGUUUUGCGUUUCCAACCAGAGGCUGGGCCAGAAGUGGAGCACAUGUUUGUCUCGGACAUCACGUCAGACAGUUUACACCAGGCCUGGAUUGCGGAUGAAGAAAUGUUUGAUAGACUUGUGAUCAAAAUUAGGGACUCCACAAAGUUUGAGCAUCCACAAGAAUGAAAUGUCCUCGGUGAUGAGCGAACCAAAGAUUUAAAUUUAACAGGACUCACCGGCGGCACCGAGUAUAAAAUCAGGCUGUAUGAUGUCACAUUGGAAUUGAGCUCUCAACCAAUUACCGGUGAUGCGCGAACAGAUAUUUUAAUAGAGGAUCUAUUGUGCCAAAGCACAAUGUGGUCUACAACUCACACAACUUUUAACUGUCUGGUUUUUCUGGAAACGGGUGACUACAAGAAACAAUAGGCUGCUGUUCUUUAUUUGACUGGGUUUUCUAAUAACACAUUUUGUUUUGACUGGUUUUAUUUUUUUCAAGAGGUAUCAGGGAAAUGUCUUAAUUGCCACUGAUCAUUCUUUGAUGUGCUAAUAAUCCUAGGCCUGUGAGCAUACUUCAGGGUUUAAGGGGCAGAAAAUUGGUUUUUCAUGUUUCUUUUUCCCCAUUUUAUAUUAUUUUCAGGAAUAUGGAGACACCAUAUUUUUUGCAUUCGAUCUGCGGUGCUUCUCAUGCUUUAAAUGCAGAUCAAAUUCCAUGUGUUUUGAUGCCCAUUGUAGAUUCAUUUUCAUGGCCUAUACAUUUUACUGAUUAAACUGGUUAAAGAGUUAAAGACACAAACAUAUGAGCUUUUUUUGCAGCAUGUUCGACAAAGGUUUAAUGUAUUGGUAUUCAUGCAUCAAAAUGUACUCAUUAAAUUUACUCCCAUUGAUAGCCUAUAAUAGGGAUGUAUGAUAUGCACCACUGUUGAUGUGUAGAUUGUUGGUUGCAGCAUGUUUCAAGCCUACUCCGGCUGGGGUGAUUGUGGUGGGCCUUUGUAUGUUUUCAGGAACUGUGUUUUCUCACUGGAAUUUCAUGUCUUUCUGGAGUUAUCAUUUUAGCAAAGUCUUUGAGUACAUUUGUGUGCUUUUCUGAUUUCUCACUGCGCAUAUUGACACACCAUAGGCGAUAGGACUAUUGCAUCAAAUAAACUGACCACAGUAGAAUCGAUUCCUGAUCAAAAACCAAACUCAAACAUAUCAAUCUAACUUUUGUCGUUUUUGUGCUUGCCUUUUUAACCCUGACCCCAUCGCUGUGCCAGGCCUGGGCGCUCCAAGGGGAAUCCGCUUCUCUGAGGUGACCGAGUCCUCGGCCAUAGUCCACUGGACCAUGCCUCGUGCCAGAGUGGACAGCUACCGCAUCAUCUAUGUGCCCCUCCAAGGAGGUAGCCCAAUGACAGUGCUAGCAGAUGGGACUGAGACCCAGGCCUUGCUGCCUAACAUGUUGCCAGGGGUGACCUACCAGGUGACCAUAUUCUCCAUGAAGGACCUGGAGGAGAGUGACCCAGGGACAGACACCAUCACCACAGCUCUGGACAGGCCUCAGGGUCUUUCUGCUGUCAACGUCACUGACACCACCGCCCUGCUGCUAUGGCAACCCACUCGGGCCACUGUCGAUGGCUACGUCAUCACCUACAGUGCAGAUUCAGUGUCCCCAGUGAUGGAGCAUGUUUCUGGGAACACAGUGGAGUUUGAGAUGGGCUCUCUGGUCCCUGCCACCCAUUACACAGUUGGGGUAUACGCCAUGAGGGGAGCACUAAAGAGUGGCACCACCACCACCGAAUUCACCACAGAUGUGGAUUCCCCUCGUGACCUAGCGGCCAGUAACGUCCAGACAGACAGUGCCACUCUCACUUGGAAGCCCCCGCGUGCCGACAUCACCGGAUACGUCCUCACCUUCACCUCAUCUGACAGCACAGUCCGGGAAGUGGUCCUGAGCCCUACAGCCACAUCAUACAGCAUGACUCAGCUGAGUGGCACUACCGACUACAACGUCAGGCUACAGGCCAUCGCUGGAGCCCAGCGGAGCCGCCACGUCACCACCGUCUUCACCACCAUCGGAGUGUUGUACAGAUACCCUAAGGACUGCUCACAGGCUCUGCUGAAUGGAGACACCACCUCUGGAAUCUACACCAUCUACCUGGGAGGAGAAGAGAGCCAGCCCAUCCAGGUCUACUGUGACAUGACCACCGACGGAGGUGGAUGGAUGGUGUUCCUGAGGCGCCAGAGUGGAAAGCUGGAGUUCUUCAGGAACUGGAAGAAUUACACUGGUGGUUUUGGGGACAUUAAUGCUGAAUUCUGGUUUGGUCUGGCUAACCUCCACAAGAUGACAACAGCAGGCCAGUACGAGCUGCGUGUGGACCUGAGGGACAACGGGGAGUCGGCCUAUGCUCAGUAUGACAAGUUCACGAUCGCAGAACCCCGUAGCCGCUACAAGAUCCACGUAGGAGGGUUCAGCGGCACAGCAGGUGACUCUAUGACUUAUCACCAGGGCCGUCCCUUCUCCACAUAUGACAAUGACAAUGACAUCGCUGUCACCAACUGUGCCCUGUCCUAUAAGGGUGCCUUCUGGUACAAGAACUGCCAUCGUGUCAACCUUAUGGGGAGAUAUGGUGACGAUAGUCACAGCAAGGGUAUCAACUGGUUCCAUUGGAAGGGACACGAGCAUUCAAUACAGUUCGCCGAAAUGAAGAUUAGACCAGUCAACUUCAGAAACUUUGAAAGUCGAAGGAAAAGAUCAUAGACUUUAUACUGCCCUCCUCCCCCCCUAGCUCUCUCCAAGCCCCCCCCCCCAGGAGCAUUACCCAUUGACCCUCUUUUGAACCUCAAUCUUCAGUUCACCAAGUCGCACAUCAAGCAAGGACAAUCAUGUUACUGAAUGUGUUUUUAUCCAACUAGCUGUCAAUAUUGGGAUGGAUACGUUAUACCAAAAACGGCACAAUCUGACUUUUGUGUGUUUGAUUUAUUUUAUUGUUUGUGUUCAUUGGAACAUUUACAAGCAAAACAUGGCUCCUUAUAGGUCCAAAGAUAUUUGAAUAUGCCGAUGAGCAAUAAGGCAGAUUGAUUAUGAAAUGUGAAACAAUGAAAGGUGAUUUCAGUUACUAUUUUUACGGAAAGGGUAAAAAGAGUCCUAUUCCAAUUUUGACACUCGCUCUUACAUUCUAAUCUCCCACACUUUCACGUUCUUUCUCUCUGGCAGUUGAUUGAAAAACUGUCUGAGCAUUCAGAACCCAUUGUACAUUACUGCAGACAGCACAGUUGAACUUUUCAACUAGCAACAUUUCAGAGAAACGUGACAAUAAUAACGUGGCUUGAUGCCACAUCCCUCAGUCUUUCUAAGGAGGGAGAAAAUAAAGUUAUAUAGGUUAACAAAAUUCCCCUCUAUUCAUACAGUAAAUCCUUCAACAGACUUGAGGGAAAUACCGACUAAAUUAGGCAUAAUUUGUUUCAUGUUGAGUGAUUGAUAUUUAGAAUUACAUUUUCUAUUAUUGAUAUAAUUGAAUACCGGUUUAAAUUAUGCUUUAAUUCUGUUUUCAACUGAAUGAAAAACACAUGUCUAUAUGUAACCCUCGAUACAAUAAAAGAUACUUUGUUAAAAGA